This is a messenger RNA of Pogoniulus pusillus (Red-fronted tinkerbird), 1960 nucleotides long. RefSeq names its product snail family transcriptional repressor 1 (gene SNAI1). The record is from RefSeq and is a predicted model, not a curated record. Gene Ontology annotation, molecular function: DNA-binding transcription factor activity, RNA polymerase II-specific; RNA polymerase II cis-regulatory region sequence-specific DNA binding. Bases 16 to 960 code for a protein of 314 amino acids. NCBI's taxonomy places the organism in Eukaryota, Metazoa, Chordata, Aves, Piciformes, Lybiidae. The transcript has 3 exons. Gene Ontology annotation, biological process: regulation of DNA-templated transcription.
CCCCGCGGCUCGGCCAUGCCCCCGGGGCCGACACCUGUUGGGCUCCCGCCCCGCCUGGCUCAUUGGCUCCGGGGCUCGGGGGCGGCCCCACACCGCCCCCACUCUGUCCCGCACCGCCCCCUCGGCCGCGGGCCCAUAUUAACGGGCGCGGCGGCACGGCCGCCCCGCAGCGGGCGGCGGCCCCGGGCUUGCAAGAUGCCGCGUUCUUUUCUGGUGAAGAAGCACUUCUCGGCCAGCAAGAAGCCUAACUACAGCGAGCUAGAGAGCCAGGCUGUGCUGACCGCCCCUCUGCUGUACGAGACCUGCCCGCUGCCCGUCAUCCCCCCGCCUGAGGUGCUCGGCCCCGGCGCUUACUACCCACCGCUGGUAUGGGAUGCGGGGCUGCUCUCCAGCCUUUUCCCGGGUGGCCCGGGUAGCGAGGCGGCGGGGGGCACAGCCCCUGCCCUGGACCUCACGGCACUCUCCAGCGAGGAUGAUGAAGGCAAGAGCUCCGGCCCCCCCAGCCCAGCCUCGGCCCCUGCUGCCGCCGAGCGCUUCCGCUGCGCCCAGUGUGCCAAGGCUUACUCCACCUUUGCCGGGCUCUCCAAGCACAAGCAAUUGCACUGCGACGCCCAGGCCAGGAAAUCCUUCAGCUGCAAGUACUGCGAGAAGGAGUACGUGAGCCUGGGGGCUCUCAAGAUGCACAUCCGGAGCCACACACUGCCCUGCGUCUGCAAGAUGUGUGGCAAGGCCUUCUCCCGGCCCUGGCUGCUGCAGGGCCACAUCCGGACGCACACCGGUGAAAAGCCCUUUUCCUGUACACACUGCAACCGGGCCUUUGCUGACCGCUCUAAUCUCCGAGCCCACCUGCAGACCCAUUCAGAUGUAAAGAAGUACCAAUGCAAAACCUGCUCCCGGACUUUCUCCCGUAUGUCCCUGCUCCACAAGCACGAGGAGACAGGCUGCUCUGGCUCUCGCUGAGGAUUCUGCUCCCCCAGACCUCUCGCCGUGCCAAUCCCAAUAUUGUAACUAGUUUCUGUAGGAGUUAGUUUUCUCCGUCACCAUCACGGUGCGCACUGGGCUACGCAGCUACUCCAGUCCUCAGGACUCUCACACUCCUGCUCGGUGCCUCCUGUGCAACACGAAGGAUUGAUCCUUCUCCAAUCCCAGCGUCUGAGGGUGCAGGACAAGACUUUAGUGCAAAGCAUGAGUGAAACUCAGGGGUGCGGCCCUGAGGCUGACCUGCUGCUGCAAUCCUCAGCAGGUGCCUCUGGGCACCUUACAGGGCUGGACCCGCACCCUGACCUCACCACCCAUGUCAAAUGUUGUGACCAUGUAGCUUGUGGGGGGUUGAGGUUUUUUUUGUUGUGUGGUUUUGUUUUGUUUUACCAUAACCACUUGGUAACUCUUACAAACUUUUUUUUUUUUAAAUGAAGGACAAAAUGUUAACCUCCCUCCUCCCCCCACCUCGAGUGUAUAUAGGCCGCCUGUAGAAGGUGUAACUAUGCAAUAAUACAGUAUCCCAGUAGUUGUGAAGCAGCUGCUUCUCCCCAGCACAAUGACAAUUUGCGAUGCCUGCGAGAUUAACAGUGUCCAUAAAAGGCAUGGGUAGCCAUUUCAAACACCAACCCUGUUUACAGAGCAGCUAUGCACUCAAGCACCUGUUAAUAUGACUCUUAACAACUGCUUUUCAAGAGAACUGUGACUAAUAGCAGGCACUUGUCAGCCAAUACAAUGGUGGCCUGUCCCAAGGCUGCCCAUCGACAGGUGUGUGCCAAAAGCCCUAUUUAUGGGUAUUGACAGGUGCCUCCUGAAUGCAUCUUUCUUUGGACAUUGUUUUCAUGGAAUCAUUACAAAGAGGAUGUUUACAUUUCAAAGGUACACUGGUAUUUAUAUUUUUGUGCCACAAUUUUGUACUGAUGAAACUUUUUAUAUAAUUAUAUACAGUUUAUUGAUAUUCAAUAAAAUGGCUAAUUUAUAA